AUGAUAUAUACUAUAUUCUUAUUUUCGAUAUUAAUAAUAUUAUCUAAACAACAAUAAAUAUACUUAAACUAAGGUAAUGAUUGGCCAGGAACUUGUUAAGAAGGUUCAGCUCAAUCUCCAAUUGACAUAAAAGAUGUGAAAGGCACAUGUGAUAACAGUAUGAUGGUUAAUAUGGUAUUAAAAGCUGAAGAUAUUUUAACUUCAGUUAAUAAGUCUUUAUAAGGUUUGAAAUCGGUUGGAUAAUUUACAAUUUUACAUGCAAAAGAUAUAGACGGAAACUUAGUAGGAUACGACGGAUAUGAAAUAUAGGUAAAAUCUCCUUCUGAACAUUAAAUAGAGGGUACAUAAUAUGAUAUAGAGGUGUAGUUUUACCAUAAUAUAAAGGCUGAAUUUAAAAUUGCUAAUGAUGCUUAAUAAAAAACUAAGGCAGUUGUGUGCAUUUUCUUUAAUCAAGAUUCCACGAAAAGUUCUAAAUUUUUCGAUGUAUGGAAACCUCAAAAAGUCGAAAAUAGUUUCAAUUUGAAUCUAAAUGCGACUUUGGGUGAAGUUUUUUCUACUUCGGAUGACUAUUAUUCUUAUUAGGGAUCAAUUACUUAACCACCAUGUGAUGAAGUGGUCAAUUGGUAUAUUUUUAAUACUGUUUUUAGUAUGUCAACUAUUUAGUAUUCGGAUAUUAGUUUAUAUUUAUAAAGAAAUAUUGAGUUUGCGAAAGGAAAUGGAAGCAAUAGGGCAAUUUAAAGUUUAAAUGAUAGAGUUAUUAAAAAAGGAAAUAUUGCAUGUGAAGAAUAGUUUAUUUACUUCUUCUCAUUUUUUAUUUUGUAUAUAUUUAUAAAUUAUUUCAUUUUUAAAUUACUUUGA
Molecule: messenger RNA, 858 nt
Organism: Ichthyophthirius multifiliis
Lineage: Eukaryota; Ciliophora; Oligohymenophorea; Hymenostomatida
Exons: 2
Molecular function (GO): zinc ion binding; carbonate dehydratase activity
Source: RefSeq, a predicted model, not a curated record